This is a messenger RNA of Cydia strobilella, 5392 nucleotides long. Its product is annotated as endoplasmic reticulum transmembrane helix translocase. Bases 176 to 3676 code for a protein of 1166 amino acids. The transcript has 10 exons. Gene Ontology annotation, cellular component: endoplasmic reticulum membrane. The record is from RefSeq and is a predicted model, not a curated record. Gene Ontology annotation, molecular function: ATPase-coupled monoatomic cation transmembrane transporter activity; ATP binding; P-type ion transporter activity. Gene Ontology annotation, biological process: transmembrane transport; intracellular calcium ion homeostasis. Lineage: Eukaryota; Metazoa; Arthropoda; Insecta; Lepidoptera; Tortricidae.
CCUUUGUCUGUUCUGUCAAGUCCGUAAACUCGGCAAAAUCGAAUUUUCCGUAGUAUUAUUUUUUAAAUGAUUUGUAUGAAAGAAAUAUGCAAUAAUGCAUAACCCUAAUUUGUAAUUCUAAUGGUGACGUGUACAAAAGUCAUUUUCAGAAGUUGUUGUUUAAAUUAAGUGUAUUAUGGUGUCUAACGAGAUGCAGUCGUCAUUGGAUGAUUUAGUCCAAUAUACACAGCUAUUUAAGCCUGUAGCGACUGUUCUGCAAGGGACAGUCCUGCCCUUUCUCAUUUUAUAUCCGGUGAUAUUUUAUUCAUGGAUUGUGGUGUACGGUUUCGAGGACAACGUGGAGGCAGGGUUUGUGGUCGUCGCUGUCGUGGCCACGAUUCAAAUCCUCGUUUGUUUAUGUUGCUAUUGGAGUGUUCACAUUCAAUGUUUCCUGUCGUGUUCUAAGGUAAAAGACCCCAUACAAGCGGAGAUUGUCAAAGUUGUUCCAACUCCGAACAAUGGAUUUUCUGAAAUCGUCAAGUUACAUCAUACUAAGUCCACAAAGAAAGGCAGUCUCAACCCCGAUGUAUGGUUCAUGUUCCAAAAGAGUAAAUAUGUUUAUGACUGGGAUAAGAAGUCCUUCAGCACAGUGGAGUUCCCCAUCAACAAAACACAUGACCACUACUUAGAAUCCAAGGGGUAUGCAGAUGAUGAAGCUAUUGAAAUGGCAGAAAAGGAAUUUGGGAAGAAUGAGAUGGUUAUGGUGGUACCAGAGUUCAUGGAACUAUUUAAAGAAAGGGCAACAGCACCAUUCUUUGUAUUCCAAGUGUUCUGUGUAGCUCUCUGGUGUCUUGACAAGUACUGGUACUACUCCAUAUUCACCCUCGUCAUGUUGGUCAUGUUUGAGUGCACCCUGGUCCAACAGCAGCUUAGGAAUAUGUCAGAAAUCAGAAAAAUGGGCAACAAGCCAUACAACAUUAAUGUUUAUAGAAACAGAAGAUGGCGACAGAUAUUAAGUGACCAGUUGGUGCCUGGAGACAUUGUCUCCAUUACACGUUCCGUCAACGAAAACCUUGUACCAUGUGAUAUAGUUCUGUUAAGAGGUUCCUGUAUAGUAGAUGAAUCUAUGUUAACUGGCGAGAGUGUCCCGCAAAUGAAGGAGCCUCUAGAAAAUGAAAAGAACACACAACAGCACUUAGAGCCCGAGGGCGACGGAAAAUUACAUUUGCUGUUUGGUGGCACUAAGAUUGUACAACAUUCGUCACCAAGUAAAACAUCAGGUCUGAAAGCACCUGACAAUGGAUGCAUUGGCUAUGUCAUUCGGACAGGAUUUAACACAUCACAGGGUAAACUUUUAAGGACCAUUUUAUUUGGAGUAAAAAGAGUCACUGCCAAUAAUCUAGAAACCUUUGGGUUUAUUUUGUUUUUGUUAAUAUUCGCGAUCGCAGCCGCUGCAUAUGUUUGGGUGAAGGGCUGUGAGGAUCCUACAAGAAAUCGUUAUAAGUUAUUUUUGGAGUGCACUUUGAUAUUAACAUCUGUUGUUCCACCAGAGCUGCCUAUAGAGUUGUCUCUAGCGGUGAACACAUCUUUGCUCUCCCUAUCGAAACUAGCAGUAUUCUGUACAGAACCAUUUAGGAUACCGUUUGCUGGUAAAGUUGAAAUUUGCUGUUUUGACAAAACAGGCACAUUGACCAGCGACAACUUAGUUGUAGAAGGCGUAGCUGGCAUCGGCGAACAUAAAGACGCCACUGUCAUUCCACUCUCUGAAGCUCCUAUGGAAACAAUACAAGUAUUGGCGUCUUGUCAUUCACUUGUUCAACUAGACGACGGAAUAGUCGGAGAUCCAUUAGAAAAGGCCACUUUGAAGGCUGCCGAAUGGAACCUAACUAAAGGGGACGCUAUAGUGCCAAAGAAAGGUAAAUCGCCCGGUCUAAAGAUCGUCCACAGAAACCACUUUGCAAGUGCCCUGAAAAGGAUGUCUGUGAUCGCCGGUUACCAGGUAACCGAGAGAGGGUUCAUAGAGACUCACUAUAUCAGCAGCGUCAAGGGCGCGCCAGAAACGGUCAAGUCUAUGCUGAAAGAGGUUCCUAGUCAUUACGACCACGUUUAUUUGACAUUGUCGCGCAGGGGCGCCAGGGUCUUAGCUUUAGGUUAUAGGAAUUUAGGAAAGUUAAGCUCUCAAGCAAUCCGUGAUUUAUCAAGGGAAGAUAUAGAGUCCGAAUUGACGUUCGUCGGCUUCGUAAUCAUUUCGUGUCCACUGAAAGCGGACUCGAAAAAGGCUAUAGCGGAGAUAGUUCACGCGUCGCAUUCCGUAGUUAUGAUAACUGGUGACAAUCCUUUAACGGCAUGUCAUGUGGCUAAAGAGUUGAAUUUUACGCAAAAGGAAGUUCUCAUUUUAACUCAAACUAAAGAAGAAUGGGGAUGGAAAUCUAUAGAUGAAGAAGUGUUUUUACCAGUACAGCCAUUUAAGAAAAGUAAGCAGUUGACUUCUAAGUUUGAUCUAUGUGUUACCGGCGAGGGUCUGAGCCAUCUGAAUGAGAGUUAUUACAAGUUCAUGAUAGAGCUGAUGCCUCACAUAAAGGUGUUCGCGCGGUUCGCGCCGAAGCAGAAGGAGUUCGUGGUGGUAACGUUGAAAGCUCUCGGGUAUUCUACGUUGAUGUGCGGCGAUGGUACUAAUGAUGUGGGAGCUCUGAAACAUGCUGAUGUGGGCGUAGCGAUCCUCGCAAACGCUCCCGAGCGCCUGCGCGAGCGCGCCGCCCCGGAGCCCGCGGCGCCGCGGCGCGCGCGGGACCCGCGUGACCCGCGUGACCCGCGCGACCCGCGCGACCCGCGCGAGGCGCGCGCCGAGGCCGCGGCCCGGCUGCGCCGUGCGAUGAAGAAGCUGGAAGAAGAGGAUCAACCGCAGUUGGUUAGAUUAGGGGACGCCAGCGUCGCCGCGCCGUUCACUAGUCGGCUCUCUAGUAUUCUGUGCAUUUGCCACAUCAUCAAGCAAGGUCGAUGCACUCUCGUCACCACUCUCCAAAUGUUCAAGAUCCUAGCCCUAAACGCCCUCAUACUGGCCUACAGUCAAUCAGUGUUGUAUCUCGACGGAAUCAAGUUCAGCGACACGCAGGCGACUCUGCAAAGCUUGCUGUUGGCUUCGUGUUUCUUAUUCAUAUCGCGGUCUAAGCCUCUAAAGCAGCUGUCAAAGCAACGCCCGCUGCCGAACAUCUUCAACGUGUACACGAUAAUGACGGUGCUCACACAGUUCGCGGUGCACUUCCUCUGUCUGGUUUACUUAGUCCGUGAGGCCACGGAGCGCUCGCCUGGCAGAGACACGAAGCCGAAGUUAGACAUGGACCUGGCCGAAGACGAGGAACGCGAGUUCGCGCCCGACCUGCUCAACAGCACCGUGUACAUCAUAUCCAUGGCGCUGCAGAUAUCCACAUUCGCGAUCAACUAUAGGGGCGAGCCGUUCAUGGAAGGCCUACGAGACAACAAGCCGCUGCUGUACAGCAUCGUGGUGUCCGGCGGCGCCGUGUUGGCGCUGGCCGCAGGGAUACUGCCAGAUCUGUCCAGUAUGUUCGAGAUAGUCUACUUCCCGCCCGAUUACCGGCUCAUCCUCGUCCAAGUCCUAAUAGCGGACAUGGUGUUCGCGUACCUAGUGGACCGCGCCUGCCUGUGGCUGUUCGGUGAAGGCCGCUCGCUCGCGACCUAGCGUCCGGUCUCAACCUAUUUUGUACGCUCGCGUAUUGUAUUAAGGUUCAUUUUAAACGUAUCGGAAUGAGAAUCUACUACUAUGGUAAUGUUCACAUGUAUUGGGAAUGAUUGGUGGCAGGGGUUGUGCAUAUACGGUUUUUUCAACCCUAAGCCAAAUUUCCCGAGGUUAAUAUAAUUAUUCGAUAGCGAAGCGCAAGCGAUCGUCACCUUGGCUAGGCCGCUUGCAAAGAAAAGUUCUAAUUUAUAAUAAGGCAAACUCAUAAAAGAAUAGUUUAUUUUCUUUCCGAUACGGUUAUUAUUUGUAUCGAAAUUCGUAUCGGUCUCCGUAUGGGUUGAUCUCGUAUCGAGACUCGAUAUGACGCUCAAUUAUUGCAUUUACCUGUAAGUAUGCCGAGUAGGGCUCGCACAGUUGGGGAAUGCUCCCGGUACUGAGUUUGUAUGGCGAGAACCGGGAAUUCCCGGUCCCGGUACUGUAUUUGUAUAGAAAACCAGUACCCGGAGCACUCCCUACUCGCACUACUAGUCGCCACUUUGAAUCACACAACAAAGUUCAUCAAAAACUAUUAUACCCCGUUAUUUUUAGAUUAGAUUUUUUUUAACCUCAAAAGUAGUUGUAAUUAACUUUUUCAUCCGAAAUGCUAAGGUAAUAUUGCGGUACAAUAAACACUACACACACUAAACGACACUAUAAUUCAGUGCAUUAUUACUCAGAUUUAAUUUCGGAGGAAAAAAGUUACCACUACUUUUGAAAAAAGGUACAUUUCUAAGGACCAAGAAAUUCAGGCUACUCUUAGUUGAUACAAAAAUAAGAAGUUUUUAACCCUUUGUUUGCAAUUCGGAUCCGAAAUGUAUGAAAUUAUCCGUAUCUGGAUCCGGAUCCUCGGAUCUUCCCAUACAUUUCGGAUCCGUCGUGCAAACCCUAGCCUGCCUUAUCGUAUGUAUCGAUAUUGGGCCGUUGUCGCACGCGUCAGUUGACGUCUUUGGCGAUUAUAGGGUUAAGGACACGAUCAACGUCACGUUUGUCAAAUCUAACAAGCCGUUGAUAAUCGUUUGUUCUUAUCCGCCAUUCCGACAUUUCUAUUUGUUAGAGAGAGACACAAUGUAACAGAGGUUUAUAAGAGGUUGCUGAGUGUUAUGAAUAUUAAAAGGUCGUGUCUCGAGUUACCUUCGUAUGAAACUUCUAAAAACGAUCGAUUUCGAUUCCUAGCUGACAGUUCACAGCAAAGAUACAUUGAUUGAGUAAGAUGCGUAAAAUCGAAGACAAUUUCGUGUUUCGAAUUUGACAGGUAAACGAGAUGGCGCUGUACAGCUCCAUACAUUUUGCGCUGAUUGUCAAAAGUUGACGUUUGACAAUAACUAAAUUAUUCAGUGUAUAUAUAUAAUAUAUGUAUAUUAUUAUUGACUUUUUGUUGUCAAAAUAUACCUUAAGUAUUAAUUACUUCAUUUCUCUUGCAUUGAUGAAUAAAUCAAUGUUACUUAUUGUGGUGAUACGGUCUGGCGACUAGUAAGUGUCGAGCCCCAGUUAAUGAAUGUGUCAGUGGUAUUCUAUUUAUGUACUAAACGUGUAGUAUUAUCUAUUUUGGACCCGCGGCAUGUAAGAAAAUAAAGUUUUCUGACAAACACUUAAUUUUAUUUAAAUCCUGAUUAUGCUGCUGAGUAUUGAAAUUUGAGACACUAUUGUUUUCACAUUUGAAUUUCACAGUCAAUUCAUAGG